This is a messenger RNA of Schistosoma rodhaini, 1603 nucleotides long. The record is from the annotation of a GenBank genome assembly. NCBI's taxonomy places the organism in Eukaryota, Metazoa, Platyhelminthes, Trematoda, Strigeidida, Schistosomatidae.
AUGGAGGCAUUAAAAUCGCUUACGAGCUUCACCGACAGGUUUUACGAACAAAUAUUAAAUGAAAGUCAUGGUCAGUGGGAAAAUACUUUUCUCUCCCCGUUCAAUAUCUAUACUGCCCUCGGAAUGGUUCUUUCUGGCAGCGAAAACAAUACGAAAGCCGAGAUGAUAAGAGCGAUGCAAUUGUCUGAUUGUUUAGAACACGAUCAAGUUCAUUGUGAAAUUGCUCAACUUCUGAAUGAUUGUUCGAAACCUAGUAAAGGUGUUGAGAUAAUCCUUGCUAAUAGAUUGUUCGUUGCACAAAAUGUGAGUAUCCAAGAGCAGUUCAAAGCUAAUCUGAAGACAAACUACAAUGCUCCAACAGAACAUGUGGCAUUUGAGACUGACAUAGAAGGUUCUCGAAACCGGAUAAACCAGUGGGUCAGUGAACAAACUAAAGGACAAAUUCAAGAACUCAUUUCACCCGGUUCAUUAACAAACGACACUUCUGCUGUAGUAACAGCUACUACAUACUUCAAAGGUAUGUGGGAUUUGUCUUUCCCUGAGGAUAACUCACACACUAGCGAGUUUUAUGAACUAAACGGAUCAAAAAUGAGUGUGAAGUUGAUGCAUAACGAAUCGUAUUUCAAUAUGGCCAGUUUACCCCACUUAAAGUCACGAGCUGUUAAAAUACCAUUUAAAAACCCGAAGUUUACGUUAUUAGUUGUUCUUCCAGAUGUAAAUAACGGAUUGCCAGAUUUGCUGGAUUCGAUGUAUAAACAUGGUGGAAUUUCUUCAAUACUAUCCAGUAGUUUUCAAAAUACGAAAUUGCAGUUGUAUUUGCCUAAAUUUAAAUUGAGAGAAGGCCGUGCCUUAAAACUGAAAGAUCAUCUACGGAAAUUGGGAAUAAACGAUGCAUUCUGUCCUUUAUCAGCUGACUUUUCAAAUGUUUCUAACUCAUAUCGAAUGUUUAUAUCAGAUGUGAUGCAUAAAGCUAUUUUUGAGGUAGAUGAGAAAGGUGCAGUGGCGGCUGCAGCUACAGCAACACAAAUGGUUCGAUGCACAGCUUUUAUAUCUCACAAACCUGUACCGGAAUUUCGUGUUAAUCAUCCAUUCUUCAUUUCAAUUAUUUGGAAUGAUUCGUUACCAGUAUUUCUUGGACAUGUUACAUCACCAUUGAAUCACUGAGAUGAAAAAACACUGUCAUUGAAGUUUACAAGAAAUAAUUUCUCUGGGAUUAAAAUAUUUUAAUUCUUUUUUCUUUUAAUUUAUCAAAUUGCCUACUCAUAGUUUCGUUAUUCAUAUAUAAAUAGACUACUUACUUACUUACGCCUGCUACUCCCAAUGGAGCAUUGGCCGCCGACCAGCAUUCUCCAACCUACUCUGUCCUGGGCCUUCUUUUCUAAUUUUAUCCAGUUCUUAUUCAUUCACUCCGCCUGUAGCUCCUACGCGGGCUACUACCGGUCCCCAAUCCCGGGUAAAGGAGGAGGGUUGGACAUGGGGUUAGUGACCUCAUCCCAUAGAAUACCAACUCGCUAAAAAAACGCGAACAAGAAAAAAUUAUUCAUAUAUAAAACUAACUAAUAAUAAUUUUAAUGAGAGAGUUCCUUUCCCUUUUACUUCUGUG